Molecule: messenger RNA, 218 nt
Organism: Austrofundulus limnaeus
Lineage: Eukaryota; Metazoa; Chordata; Actinopteri; Cyprinodontiformes; Rivulidae
Product: ras-related protein Rab-15
Molecular function (GO): GTPase activity; GTP binding
Source: RefSeq, a predicted model, not a curated record
CGAGGGACCCUGAAUGCAGCAUCGGUGCGGAGGACAUCUGCUCGUAGAAGUUGUAAGAAAAGUUAUGUGUGUAAAAUUGUAAGUUUUCGGAGUCAUGGCUAAAGAGUACGACGUGUUGUUCAGACUGCUGCUUCUCGGAGACUCUGGGGUCGGAAAGACGUGCAUGUUGCGCAGGUUCACGGAGGGAGAAUUUGAUCCUUUGCACAUUUCCACCAUCG